Molecule: messenger RNA, 1173 nt
Organism: Sebastes umbrosus (honeycomb rockfish)
Lineage: Eukaryota; Metazoa; Chordata; Actinopteri; Perciformes; Sebastidae
Gene: dnase1
Product: deoxyribonuclease I
Exons: 9
Coding region: 198-1043 (281 amino acids)
Biological process (GO): DNA catabolic process
Cellular component (GO): nucleus
Molecular function (GO): DNA nuclease activity
Source: RefSeq, a predicted model, not a curated record
ACACCUCCUCUGUUCACCCCGCCCCAGCCUGACCCAGUCACAUGCACUUUCAGAUAGAUAAAAACCUCACGAGAGACACUAUCAUUGUUUCUGCUCAGCAGUUGUAGUGGAGCCUCCUCUGUGGAUUCACACAAGCAAGCUUCUGUGCUCUGCUUACAACAGGCCUUCUCCUUCCUAACGCAACUCACAGAAGCAGGAUGCGCUUGGUGUGGGCUUUGGGUCUCUUUUUGACCCUGCUGCAUCUGUCUACCUCUCUGCUGCUGGGAGCCUUCAACAUUAAGUCAUUUGGAGACAAGAAAGCCUCCAACACAACUCUGAUGAACCACAUCAGCACGAUUGUCCAUCGCUAUGACAUCAUUCUGAUCCAGGAAGUCCGAGACAGCGAUCUGUCAGCAACCAAAAAACUCAUGGAGCAUGUCAACAAAGGUUCUCCUCAGUUCAGGUACAUCGUCAGUGAGCCUCUGGGUCGCAGCACCUAUAAGGAGAGAUAUCUUUUCCUCUACAGGGAGCAGACGGUGUCCGUGGCUAAAAACUACACCUACGAUGACGGCUGUGAGCCUUGUGGGACAGACACCUUCAGCAGAGAGCCCUUCGUCGUCAUGUUCACCUCCAAACAAACCGCUGUGAGGAACUUUGUUCUGAUCCCCCAGCACACCUCCCCAGACUCCGCUGUGAAGGAAACGGAUGCUCUCCAUGAUGUGGUGACUGAUGUCCGCAAACGCUGGAGCACCAAUGACAUCGUGCUGCUGGGCGACUUCAACACAGGCUGCAGUUAUGUAUCGGGCAAAGACUGGCAGAAGAUCCGCCUCUUCACGGACAAGAGUUUCCACUGGCUGAUCACCGACGAGGCUGACACCACAGUGUCACACACUACCUGCCCUUAUGACAGGAUUGUGGUCACUACUGACAUGAUGAAGGGAGUGGUGCCCGGCAGUGCUAAGGUCUACAACUACAUGGUGGACUUGCAUCUCAGCCACAGUCUGGCAUUGGCUGUCAGUGACCAUUUCCCUGUGGAGGUGAAGCUGAUACCUUCUGCUGCCUGAAUCAUGAAACCUGCAACCAGCCUACAGACCUCCAGGCUGAAUCUGAAUUAUGAUUGCUCAGUGGGGGAUUUCUCUGCAACCAUGCAGCAUUGAAUUUACAAGACCAAAUUAAACAAAUCUGCCAAAUGCU